Messenger RNA from Ceratitis capitata (Mediterranean fruit fly), 2179 nucleotides. It is a transcript of the gene Vps33B, whose product is annotated as vacuolar protein sorting-associated protein 33B. NCBI's taxonomy places the organism in Eukaryota, Metazoa, Arthropoda, Insecta, Diptera, Tephritidae. Gene Ontology annotation, cellular component: lysosome; CORVET complex. The transcript has 2 exons. The record is from RefSeq and is a predicted model, not a curated record. Bases 164 to 2152 code for a protein of 662 amino acids. Gene Ontology annotation, biological process: vesicle-mediated transport; intracellular protein transport.
UGUAUUCUGUUAAAAACACAGCAGCUGAUGUUGAGAACGUCAUUAUUACUGUACAACAACACCGCACACGUCUGCAAUGUUUUCAUUAUUGCAACAACAUUGAGUCAUAGCUCGAAUAAUUUAUUUAAUUCGCCUCGAAUAUAAAAACUUUGCUUAAAAUAAGAUGGAUUUAACGCUGGAUAAGAAAUUGCAAGGUUUCCAACUUAUCGCUCAGGAAAAGCUGCAGGCUAUAAUUUGUUCUAUACCUGGUAAAAAAGAUUUAAUUAUAGAAAAUGCACUUAUAAAGCCUUUAGAACAUGUUUGUGCUGCAUCGUGGCUUAAGCUGAAAGGGAUACAAAGAAUAUAUAAAUUUGAUAACGAACAAAUUGUACCACGUACAGCUGAACACCAAGUUCAUAUAUUUCUAAUAUACAGCAGGUUGGAAAUAUUCCAAAAAGUUUUGAAGCAUAUAUCCGAGCUAGAGCGACAAAAUCCAACAGAUCUCGAGGCAGCUAUAAAGAGUUUUCACAUAAUUUGCGUGCCAAGCUGUUUCAGCCACUUUCAACUCCUGCUGGAAGAAGAAGGUCUUUAUGGUUUGGUGCAGUUACAUCGCUACAACUGGGAUUUCAUUUGCCUUGAUCAAGGAAUAAUGACUAUGGAAAUACCAAAUGUCUUCUCUACACUCUUUUUACGAAAAGAUACUUCUUUGUUGCCAGCGAUAGCACAAUCGUUACGUGUAUUGGAAAUUGUUUGCGGACGACCGGAGGUGAUCCUUACCUUCGGCGAACAUUCGGCUAAUUUGGUUAAAAUGGUGCAUACACUUAGUAAGAAUUAUAAGAGUAAUAGCCGCGAUUUACCAUCCGACUUUGCUGCUUUCAUCAUAAUCGACCGUGACAAAGACUAUCCCUCAAGCUUACUAACACCAGCUAUAUAUUCAGGAUUAUUACUAGAGGUUUUCGGUAGAAGAGCGGCGGAAAUCGAAUUAGAUACAUCUUCAAAUAAAAUAUUAAAGCAAAAGCUAGAAAUAUUUCAGCUACCUCGAAUAUCUAACAAACAAAAGCAAGCUGCACCAGUUGGAAAAACAAAGUCAAGUAGACUACCUAGUAUACGUAUGAAUGCUUUAAGCGAUGAAAUUUAUGGAGAAAAUCGUUACAAACAUUUUGCACAAGCAAGCGCGCAAAUACGUUCGCAAGCGAAGACAAUCAGUCUGGAAGUACAAAAGCUAAACGACAUGAAGCUAGACGAGAUGCAGGAUUAUGUAGCCCGUAAACUUCCAAAAAUUACUGAAUUAAAAACCAAAGUGAUGCGCCACCUAAAUGCCAGUGAACAAAUAAUUGAAAUGCUAGGAGGCAACUUUCGUCGUGUACAAUCCCUUGAGGAAAACAUACUUAACAAUGUAUCGCGCAAACGAAUACUAACUGAAAUCGAUGAGCUGCUCACUUCCGAUGGACAAAAGUACAAUACUCUCCGCUUGCUUUGCCUUUUACACUUAUGUGCCGGCAUAAGUAGUGAAGAAGUAAUACAAUUUGCACGGAACUUUUGCAAUUACUUCGGUCAAGAACACCUGAUUGUUUUUCAACAACUAGCUAGGGCAGGCUUACUACCCGAAGCAUGGGAGGAGGAGAAAUCAAAAACUCCAGCUAAACUUCUUUCAAAUCUGCCCAUACCAAAAUUUCAGCAAACCGAAUUUCAAGCAAACGCCAACAGAUUGAGAUUAAUGACAUCCUCAACCGCCAGCCAGUCACAGUCUUCGACCUCUGGUGGUAGCAAUGUUGAAAGUGGACCUGGUGGUACAACUUCAGGCAGUGGAUGUGCCAGUUAUGUGUUCAACAAUAUGUACAUACCAAUAUCAGCACAACUGUGCGCAUGCGCACUAAAAUCGCAAUCCUCAGAGGAGUUUGCCACUAAAGUAGGUAUGGUGGAUAAGUUAAAAAUGCACUUACCCGAUGGUACAACGCUCAGCGCCAAGUCUUUUGCCAACUCCGCUAAAUUGAAUGACUUGAAAGAAAUAUUCCCGCUGCAAAGACGUAAUAUUUUUAUAUUUGUACUUGGGGGCGUAUCGUAUGCAGAAAUUGGUGCUUGCGAUAUGAUAUCUCGCCUUACUGAUGCUCAAAUCCUUGUUAGCUCGGAUACCAUUGUCAGUGGUGGUGACUUAGUUGCUGGUGCUUUCUGACAAAUGUUCAAAAUUAAACUCACGAAA